AUGGUGCUGAAAGUAAGUCCACGGUUUCGAGGCUCCUCCGCGCCUGUUGGGAACUUUGCCCCAGCCAUGUUUGCAGCGUUCCGGUGCAGCAUCGUGUUAGUCUCUUUUUUCUUCUGGAGAGGAUGCGCCCAGAAUUUCGGGCAGACUCGGUUUAUCUGUACUUCGGUGCCCGUGGAUAUGGACAUGUGCACUUCUUCUAUGCAGAGCGGCGGCAGCGCUGAAGACUUGAAGACCACUGUGCUACAGCUGCGGGAAACAGUCCUUCAGCAAAAGGAGACCAUCAUGAAUCAAAAGGAGACCAUCAGGGAACUGACCACGAAGCUGGGCAGAUGCGAGAGCCAGAGCUUUCUAGAGACUGUCCCCAGUGAAGCCAAAACGGGUGGGGGCUCCAACAGAAAGCAGACCACCUCUUCCAAAAACACCAUGGGAGAUCUCUCUCGGACUCCAGCUGCUGAGACCUUGAGCCAACUUGGGCAAACUUUGCAGUCACUUAAAAUCAGGCUAGAAAACUUGGAGCAAUUCAGUAGGAUGAAUUCUUCAAGCCAGACCAAUUCCUUGAAGGAUAUACUACAGAAUAACAUUGAUGAUUUGGAGAAGCAAGUGCUGUCUCGAAUUAACAGCCUGGAGGAAGGAAAGUACAAUCCCAAGAACGAGUCUGAAGAAAGAGGGAAAAUAGAAAGCACUUUAACUUCCCUUCACCAAAGGAUCAGUGACCUAGAGAAAGGUCAGAAAGAUAACAGGCCAACAGACAAGUUUCAGCUGACUUUUCCCUUGAGAACCAACUACAUGUAUGCCAAGGUGAAGAAAAGCCUUCCCGAGAUGUAUGCCUUUACUAUCUGUAUGUGGAUAAAAUCCAAUGCUUCACCAGGUGUAGGUACACCAUUUUCUUAUGCAGUACCUGGACAAGCCAAUGAGCUGGUGCUCAUUGAAUGGGGCAAUAAUCCCAUGGAAAUCCUCAUCAAUGACAAGGUAGCAAAGCUUCCUUUUGUCAUUAAUGAUGGGAAAUGGCACCAUAUCUGCAUCACGUGGACAACUCGGGAUGGUGUCUGGGAGGCUUAUCAGGAUGGUACACAACGAGGCAAUGGGGAAAACCUGGCCCCUUAUCAUCCAAUCAAGCCACAAGGGGUACUUGUUCUGGGACAGGAACAGGACACCCUUGGUGGUGGAUUUGAUGCCACCCAGGCAUUUGUGGGAGAACUGGCACAUUUCAACAUCUGGGACCGAAAGCUCACCCCUGGGGAGAUCUACAACCUUGCCACCUGCAGCACCAAAGCCCUGUCUGGUAGUGUCAUAGCUUGGUCCGAGACCAACAUUGAUAUUUAUGGUGGAGCCACAAAAUGGACAUUUGAAGCCUGUCGUCAGAUCAACUAA
Molecule: messenger RNA, 1371 nt
Organism: Varanus komodoensis (Komodo dragon)
Lineage: Eukaryota; Metazoa; Chordata; Lepidosauria; Squamata; Varanidae
Gene: NPTX1
Product: neuronal pentraxin 1
Exons: 5
Coding region: 1-1371 (456 amino acids)
Biological process (GO): axonogenesis involved in innervation
Cellular component (GO): neuron projection; plasma membrane
Source: RefSeq, a predicted model, not a curated record